CGCUUACUGGAAUUGAUGGAUUGCUUUUAAUUAUGCUUGCUGAAACCAGAGCAUCAAAUGUAGAAAUGCUUGCAAGUACAGUAAUAUUUGUUGAAGCUCCUGUUGAAACAGGAAAAUUACGUAUCAAAGCUCCUUCUACUAAAACAUUGUGUUUCGAAGUGUUUGCAAGAACGAGAACAUCACGCGUAAAAAUUCUUCAAUAG
Messenger RNA from Racocetra fulgida, 203 nucleotides. The record is from the annotation of a GenBank genome assembly. Lineage: Eukaryota; Fungi; Glomeromycota; Glomeromycetes; Diversisporales; Gigasporaceae.